UUUAAAUACAUGCCGAUGUGUGACAUAGACGCCCGCGCACGCUGUUGAGGAGUCCAGUUUGACUUGACAUUUCCGACGAGGCAAGGUUGAUAGGAGGUGCGUGGCAUUUAGGCCUCACUGCAGCGCCUGAUAUACAUGAAAACCCAGCUGCGGGGCUAGCACUGCGCCUGUUACUGGCGUUCCAUAUUCAGGACCCGCUGCUGCAGAACACGCUAAGCAAAAGGGCGCAGGCUGCUUUUAAAUCAUAACUGGACCGUCAACUGAUGUGCGGACAUUAAUUACAAGGCAGCCAGCCCCCGCUAUUAUGGAAGCAAAUUGACGGGGCCCAGCGAUGGCGUCCUUCGGCGAGGAGACUGGGCGGGGCAGGUCUGGCCACGUCUCGGGCCGCAUCAUAAGCAGCGCAAACGCCGUGAGGGGCCCGUCGGCAGAUGUGCCUCAAGCACCAACUCGGCGGCGGACGGGUGAGCACACGACGUCGCAUGGCGGGGGGCGCGCAGACAGUGGAGUGCGCUCUGCCGGCGUCGCGCGCCGCCCCGGUGCUGCAGCCUAUCACGACGAUGGCGAGGCGCACAGCAGCGAUGAGUCCUUUGACUCGGCGCCACCCAGGCGUAAGCCCCAGCCCAUCAACGCAGAGCUGGUGAAGCUGGUAGCCAGCUUCGCGCCGCUGGAGCUGGCCCAGCUGAAAGCCAUGGAGCAGAAGGCGCGCCUGAAGAAGGCCCGGGCUGCGGCAGCAGCACAGGGAGAGCCGACGGGAGCCAGCGCCCAUGCAGCUGCAGAGGCAGAAGCGUCGGGGUUCUCCGGUGCUAUGGCGGAAGACGCAAAUGUGUAUGAGGACGCGCAGUAUGAGGACGCUGAGCUGGAGGCGCCAGCUCCUGCGCCAGGGCAUCAGUCCAGGCGGCAGUCAGCGGCAGGUCGCGCUGCCGAUGUACACGGGGCAACCAGCACAGGCCGCUCCAAAUCGCCUGGGGCCGGGAGACCUUCGCACCUUCCGGCUGCUCCCGCUAAGGGAGCUGUGGUGAAACGGGACCUAAACAUCCUGCCCAAUCCCGUGGCAUUGAAGCAGACAGAGGCAGUUCAGCGGCAACAGGCUGUCACGAACUUCGUUCAUCGGCUGCAGAAGGAGCAGGAUGCGGUUCGCGCGGAAAAGGAGCGCCGCCUGCAGGCGGAGAAGGAGGAGCUUGCAGCUCAGGUUGCAGAGGCAACGGAGGCUGCCAAGGAGGCGGCUGCGCAGGUCACAACGGUACCCGAGCCAAAGCCGCCGCCAAUCAAGAAGAAGAAGCCCGUGGCAGCCCCCGGCGCGGCAUCUGGUCUUCACGGAAUGCAGGCCAUGGCUGCGGAGGCUGAGCCGGAGAAGAAGCCGGCUGACCCGCGGCCCUGGCGCCAGAAUAUGAAGCGGCGACCCACACCGAUCUCCGGCGACGCGCCGACCGGCGCUCCGCCGGACGUGGGCCCCAUCCCCAUGACCGGCGCGCCACCUCCGCGCAGCAUCAGCCCCAGCGCAGCCGCUGCAAACAUGCGCACGCUCGACCCAGUUGCGCGGAUGCAGCUCAAGGAGUUCAUGGACCGGAAGGCGAAGGAGGUUUCCAUAAGGCAGGCGCAGGAGCGAGCGGCGCAGCAGGAGGCGAAGACCGCUCAUCUGCGGGUGGUGAAGGCGGAGAUGGCCAAAGCGCGCCAGCGUGCUCAAAGGUACGCGGAGUCUGGCAAGGACGCCGCCCCUGCCACGCGCCCAGCAUGGGUAGACGUCGCCCCCGGCGAAAACGCGGGCACCGCGCUGCUCAACCGGCCGGCGCCGGCGCGGCGGCCGCCGCAGGAGGAGGCUGACUUUGAUGUCAUGUCAGAGCGCGCGCUGCCGCACCACAUGAGCGAUGCCAUGCGCAUGGAGGUGAUCGAGCGGCGGCGUCGGGAGCGGCUGCAGGGGCCAGGGUCGCCGCAGCGUGGCGGUCGCUCGGUGCUGGUGGACGACUUCGGGAACGCCAUCGACAGCGACAUGGAGUCGGGGCCGCAGGUGGUGCGCGUGCACGACCCAGACACGUCGGGACAGACCGGCCGGGUCUACCGUGCCGGCUCUGCCCGCCCAACGAGGCCGCUCGUGACCGCGCCACAGCGGCCGGCCAGUGCGCAUCCUGCUGUUCGGCCUGCACAGCCUCUGCCGCCACCACCGUCAGCGUCACAACGGGCGGUGGACCUUGAGGCCCGUCUGGCUGCACGGAAGCUCUACGACCAGCAGCUGCGGGAGAUGCAGGCGGCGGAGCGGCGGGACAGCUCUCGAGGGCACGACACCUCUCGGGCCCGGGACAACUCCCGCGGCCGCACCCGCAGCCCCACAGCGGGCCGCAAGCACCACUCCUCCACCGUGCGCUCCCGCUCCCGCUCGCGCUCUCCGCACAAGCGUGCCAAGCAAUCAAACCGGCGAUCACGCUCGGGCUCGCGCGCGGGCUCCGCCACCCGGCGCAAAUCCACAGCGCCCGGAGGCGCCCGCGGCAGCGCUGUGUCGGCGGUGCAGGCGGAGCUGCAGCAGGCACGCAAUGAGCAGCAUGUGGGCGACCUGUGGGACCUGGCACUGCAGCUCAGCGCCCGCCUCGGCGCGCUGCAGCAACAGCAGGGCUACCCGGUGGGCGCAGGCGUCCCGCCCGCCUGGCCCGAGUCCCAGCAGCUGCCCGCGCUAUUGCCCGAGGAGGAGCAGUACCGGCUGGAGCAGCAGUGGCUGAUGGAGCAGCAGCUCAUGCAGCAAGAGCAGCAAAUGGGGCUGCUGCCGGAGGGCUUCCGUGAUUCGGUGGGAGGCUCGAUGGCGGGCUACCCGCUGGGCGCCAUGGCCGUGGUGCCCACGGACCUGCAGUCCCAGCCGCUGUACGACGACAGUCUGCGGGCGUCGCCACAACGGCCACCCGUAGACCAGUUCGACGAGGGCACACAGGCGGAGGUGGAGUUCCGCAGCGAGGUGUCGUGGCCCACAGCCGUGCACAAGAAGGCGCGUGUGACGGGCAGCAGCAGCGGCGGCGGCGCGGCAGUGCUGACGCGGCUUGAGGAGGAGCGCAGCACAGGGGCGUACAGCUACAGCACUGAUGCCUUCGAGAGCAUGGGCGGCGCCAGCCAGAGCACGGCCACGGGUGUGCCGGAGUCCAUCGGCGAGGACGCUACAAGCCAGGGCAGCAGCAGUGCGGCUGUCGCCGCAGGCCGCCUGGAUGCCACCCGAGGCAUGCAGACGGGCGGCAGCAUGCGGGCUGUGAGCUUCACCAGCAUGACGUCCGGGCUUCGCAGCGCCGCCAGUGCCACCAGUCGCGACCAGGACGUGUCUUCCUUCCGCAGCAAGCAGGCAGUAGCGAGCCUCAGCAGCAGGAAACGGCCGGAGCAGGAUGCAGAACCGGAGCGCCCGGCACGCAUGAAAGUGCCGCUGAUUGGCGUCCAGCAGCCCGGUGCGGCGGCGCCGACAGCUCGGCCGGCAUCUGCUACCGGUGGCUCGGCCGCGGGCGCGCCCCCAAUUGUGUCCAUUGCGGCGUCGCCUGCCAAGUCCGUCACUGUGAUCACGGCUAUCACGCGCACAGCGUCUGGGGCCGCCAACCCCAUCCCAGCAGUGCCGCCUGCGCUGUCACCGACCAGGUCAGCAUCUUCGGCCGCGCCGCCCUCGCCCGCCAAGUCGGUGCCGGCGGCGCCCAUCAUCCAGAUUCCUCUGCCGCCCGCGAACACGCAGCCCUCAGCCGACAGCGUGGAGCCGUCUCCGGGCCUGCCGUAUGACAAUGGGGCAUACAGCGCGGAGAGCGCCGAGGAGGGCAGUAGCAGUGGCGAGGAGUCGGGCUACGGGCAGCGUGUGUACACCAUCUCGCAGCUGCACAACAUCCUGGAGGAGAACCCGCGCUUGGCCCAGCGGCUAACGUUGGAGCGCGAGCGGGACCGCUGGGAGGCAGAUGAGGUUGAAGGCUCGCCACUGCGCAGCAGCCUCAUCAAGCCCCUGCCGCGUCCGCGCUCGCCGGAGCCGCAGCCGGGGCCAGGCGAUGACAGCAGCGAUGCCAGCAGCGCGCCGGACACGCCCGCGCGCGCUUGCGAGGAUGUUGUGAACGAGUACGAGCAGGCCAAUAGCCCCAUCCGCAUCCGCCCGGCGCAGCGUGAACUCAUGAAGGCCCAAGCCGCAAAGCGUGCGGAGGAGCAGCAGGAGCUUGCGCUGCAGGCAGCCACACCCCAAGAUGAGGAGAUCGGCGCCGAGCCCUCCGCAGACGACAUGACGGUGCUGACCUUCCCAAAGUCCGGCGACCCAAUGAGCAUCAUCAACCUCAUCGCCCACAAGGGCCGGCUGCCAGAGCGGCCAGCCAUUAUCCAGCUGAGCGAGCCGCCGCUGGCGCAGGUGGUGGACCACGAGACGCAGACGAUUCUCGUGGUUCCGGUCAGCGAGGCGCAGACGCAGCCAGUGCCGCGGCACUUCGCCGCCUCGGAGGUGCUGGUCAUUCCCGGCACUGACGGGACGCAGCUGGUCUUCUCGCGUGAGCUGGUGCAGCCGCAGCGCGAGCAGCCGCAGCAGCUGCCCAUCGGGCCCGCCUCGCCGCCCAAGUACCUCACGGACACGGGUGUCGGGGAUGAGCGCGUUGCGGCGCCUUCCGACCUGGACUUCACGGCCGCGCAGGAGCUGAACGACAGCCUGCCGCCGUACGUGCUCAUGCCGGCGGCGACGUCUCAGACCACAGGCAUCAGCAGCAUGGGGACACAAGCACAGCCCCAGUCACAGCCCAGUCUACAGCAGCAGGUGGACUUGCUGCGGCAGGCGCGGCAGGCGGCGGCGGUUGCGGCGACCCGCGAUGGGCCGGCCCUGAUGGCGCAGCUUGGGCGACUGAGCGAGUUGCGGUCUGGAAGUGGCGCAGCGGCAGGCGCGGCGUCGGGUUCGCUUGGCGGAGCCUUGCCUGAUGGCAGCAUUGGCGGAGCCAGUCAGGACGCCUCGGCGGGCCUGACAGGCGUUAUGGCGAGCCCGCCGCCACGGCCCCGCAUGGUCAGCUUCAUUGACGAGCCCAUGGGCCCACCAGACCGUGUACGGCUCGCCCCUAAUGAGCUGUACAAGCAGAUGCAAGACACGCUGAAGACCUACGAGGAGCUGGACGCGGCAGAGCUGGAGCUGCAGCAGCUGCAGAACGCCCGCGCCAUUGCGGCCGUGCAGCGUGAGGCGCACCGCAUUGCACAGCGCCUGGACCAGACCGCCAUCGCGGAGUCGCAGGCGCAGCUCAUGGCGCAGAACGCAGAGGCCCAAGCUCUGGUCAUUGCGCAGGCGCAAGCGGAGAUGGAUGCUAAGCUGGUUGCCAUGGAGGAGAACCUGCGCAGUGAGGUCCGCAAGGAGAGCCUGCACCACCUCAACGACGUCACCUCCAUGUUCCUGCAGCAGCUGACACGGAACAAGGUCGCGCACGCAAAUGUGCAGACCAUGUCUGAGGACCUGCCGCAGCCGCGGAAGGAGAUGGCCGUUCAGGUGGAGCCAGUGCACCCACCUUCCAUCCUCCGGCACACCGCCUCCUCGCCAUCGCCACCGCGACCACCGCCGACGUCCCUCCGUGCCGAUUCACCCUCGGCCGCGAGCCCUCCAAUCAUCCACCGUGGCACGUCCCCCACGCCCCCGCCUGCCGUGCAGCUUCGCACGUCGCUUCGGUCCCCGUCUCCUCCCCAGCCGGCUGUGCCGACCUCGCUGCGCUCCAGCCCCGUGCCGACAUACCAGGACCAGCAUCCCUACAGCCGCGGCGGCAGCCCAGGGCCCUCGGAGGGCGGCGCAGCUGGCCUCAGGAGCCGCGUCUCCAUCAGCAAUGUCGCCUCCGAGUAUACGGAGGUGUUUGAUGAAGACGAGGAGGAGGAUACAGAGCCGCAGGCGCGCCGCGGCCAGCCGGUCCGUCCUGCCUCGCGGAGCGCCUACCGCCAGACCAGCACAUUGUCUGUACCCGAGAGCGUGUAUGAGGACGAGGAGUUUGAGGAGUACGUGGAGGAGGAGUCGGGCGUGUACUCACGUGGCACCUCGCGCCCCACAACGCGGCAGCCGUCGCGUGUGACUAUCCGGCCCCAGGUCAGCACCAGGUCCGUGGCGGAGAGCAACUACUCCGACCGCCCGCCGCUCAAGAGCGCCCUUCGCCAGCAGACGAGCACCAUGUCUAUUCCGGAGAGCGUGGAGGACGAGGACGAGCCAAUUCGGCGCGCGCCAUCCCGCGGCGUCAAUAACCAAGCCAGCACGAUGUCCGUUGCUGAGAGCAUCCGCUCGGAGCGCACCGAGUCCACGCGCCGGCCUGCGCCAAGCGCGGGCCGCCGGCAGAGCGUGGCGGAGAGCGUACCCUACUCCUCCGUAGGCGUCAGUGGCGAGAGCGGCGAGAGCGGCUCCAUCCCAGAAAGUGUGCCGCAGCCCCAGGCCUCCCACAGCCACAUGUCGGUCCGGUCACGCCGGCCGCGCAGCAGCGCCGCGACCACUGAGCCUGGCUACAGCAUGUCGUUUGAGGACGCCGAGGUGAUGGAGGAUGACGUGGAAACUGAAGAGCCAGGUACCGUGACGGGCACGGAGGUAUACAGCGAGGACUUUGCGGAGGAGCCCUCCCAGGUGUCAGGGCGCCGGCCUGCGGCGCGUCAGCCAGCCCACCGGGGCGCUGCGGCGACGGCAUCAACACGGUCUACGGAGGUGGAUGACGAGGUGCAAACGGAGGAGCCUGGCAGCUACAGCCAGGACGCGACCACCGUGGGUGAGAGCGGGCUGGGUACGUCCGGCAGCAGCGGCCGUGUCGCGCCGGCAAAACACCAGCAGCUUGUCAGGGCCUCAGCGGUGCCCGGGCAGGUGGUGACGACGCCGGUGGCGGACCCCAAGAAAGCCAAAGCUGCGGCAACGCCGCAGUCGCCGCUGCUCAUGCGUGUGCCGAUGGAGGGCGGUCUGGAGCUGGACGACGAGAUGAUGCAGACGUACACGGCGGACGCCGAGGCUCAGAUGCUUGCAGAGGUGACGCGGCUCCAGGAGCGGCUGGCAGCCAUCACCGCCGCGGCCGACACCAAGAUGGUGCAGCUGGAGGACGAGCUGGGCGAGGUGAAGGACCCGCAGCGGCGGCAGGCCAUCAUCCGACUGCAGCGGCUUGUGCAGGUUCAGCGUGACGCUGACGAGGCUGACUUGCAGCGGCAGAUCCACGCCGUCAAGGCUGACUACGCCCGCCAGCAGCUCUACAUGGAGCGGCUCUACCGCCUCGCACAGAUCACUAGCCCCGCCGCCGCCGCCAAGCGUACCGGCACCGCGCCGGCGGCGGCCGUGGCAACGCCCACCGCCUCCAAGCGCACUGGCGCUGCACCGGCCGCGGCGCCAGCUGCCAAGGCGCCCUCCCGUGGCCCAGCGCCGAAGCGGCAGGCGUCUGUGUCCAGCAGCAUUGUGGAGGAGGAUUACUCUGAGCCCCAGAUGAAGGAAUCAGGGUCGGGUAGCAUUGUGGAGGAAGUCGCCACCACUCGUGGCGAGCGCACGGGAUCCGGCAGCAUUGUGGAGGAGCGCUCCGCAGCGAAGCAGCACCGCUCACGCUCAGGCAGUAUCCUUGAGGAGAGCAGCAUUCCAGGCACGGCUGCGGGCCGGACUGCCUCCGUUGCUUCCGAGGUCAGCUACGAGUACACCGGCGACUUCGAGCCGCCGAGCGCGCACACGUCGCGCCGGCAGCUGCUUCCCGCCGGUCGCCCCGCCAAGCCCGCACGGCAGCAGAGCAGCGUCAUGGACGAGAUCGAAGAGAACUUGUCGCACCGGCGGCUGGGCACCUCCGGUGGCGGCAUGUCGCAGUCGGUGGUGACGGAGGACGACGUCCGCCACCGCUCCGGCAGCACCGCUGGCCGCUCCAGCAGCCAUCAGCGACGUGGCCGCAGCAGCGGCUCCGAUGUGGCGGACAGCGACCAGUACAGCGAAGAUUAUGACGCCAAAGCCAAGCACAAGGCCCGCGCCAAGAGCGCGUGCAGGCGCACGUCAGCUAGCGAGGAUCUAGAGGGCGGCAGCAGCGAGCUAUCGGUGAUGUCGGCGGCGCUGGAGCGGCAGCAGGCGGAGCUUCAGCUCAUGCUGAAGCGCAAGCAAAAGGAGCUGCGUGACAAGGAGCGCAGAGCCAAGCUGCUGGCUAAGCAGGCGGCAGUUGAGGCACUGCAAAAGCAGCUAGCGGCCCUGGAGGCACGCGAUGCCAAGGCGGCGCCGGCCAAGCAAGCGGCGAAGGCGCCAGCCGCUGCAAAGCCCCGCCAUGACAGCGAUGCCAUCUCCGAAAGCUCCAUUCCUGCCUACUCCGAGGAGCAGCAGUACGGCACCGCCUCUGAGAGCGUUGCCGACGAGGUCGGCUCCUUCACGCCACGUUCCAUGCCCGACGUGCGCGGCCGGUCCGGCUCCGUGGUCUCUGAAUCCAUCCGCAGCGAGUCGCACGCCGGCGGCCGCCGCGCCCACCACACGCGCAGCUCUGGCAGCGUCACAGAGUCUGUGGCGUACACGGAGCCUGAUGAGGAGGCCGAGAGCGCCUCCUAUGCCACGGCAUCCGUUGCCAGUGGCUCCAAGCACCACUCCGGCUCUCGCUCUUCGGAGAUCAGGGCCGCCCAGCGUCUGUCUGCGCUGCACAAGGCCGUGGCCGCGAAGGAGAAGGAGCUGCGCCACCUGCAGAUCAAGCAGGAGGAGGAGGCCCUGCAGCGCCGCCUCAAAGAGCUGGAAGACCAGGAGCGCAACCUCAAGUCCGGCCCGCCUCCCAAGCCGCCAAAGCCUCCCGGCGCCGCUACCACAACGGCGCCGGUUCAGCGCAAGCCCGCUCCUGCAGCUGGCGGCCACUCUUCGUACGGCACCUCGGGCGACAGCGCAGCCUACUCAGAGGACUUUGCGAGCGGCGCGGCCUCCGGCACCAUUCCUGGUGGCUACGCCUCCUCAUCCGUCGUGGACGAAGUGCCCAGCCAGUCGGUGCUGCGUGCCGCGCCGCGUGCGGGUUCGCGCUCCAGCUCUAUUGUUGAUGAAUACUCAAGCGACAACGCUGCACCGUCUUCGCGCGCGGGCGGCCUGGCUGGAGGCAGCGGCAGCAUCGUGGACGAAGCCAGCAGCGUGCCGCGUGGCGGCAGCGCCUCCGCCUCGGGCGACGUGUACGCCGAGAGCUUUGAGACCGACAGCGUGCGUGGCGCGUCUGCGCUCCGUGACGCCAGCGAAAUCUUGGACGAGGCCGGUGGCGGCACCAGUGGCGAAACAGCCGCUGGGGCUGCAAGCCUGGACGUCAUCCAGGAGGAGGACGUCCGCACCGCGUCCUUCCGCUCUGCCGGCCGCAGCGCCGGUGCCUCGCGCGCUGCCCUGGAGGACGAAGUGGACGAGCUCGAUGUCGAUUACAGCGAUGAGGUGCAGGAAUUGCAGGCCUCGCGCAGCGCGGUACCGGUCGGCGAGGCCAGCGGCGGCGAGCUGGAGGAAGAGGAGGGGGCGCUGGCAGGUGCCAGCGUGCAAUACAGCCAGGAGAACGUGCAGGACGAGGUGCAGUCCAUCCAAGACCUGGAGGCCGCCUCCAUCGAGCACUCCGCCUCACAGCCGGACGAGACAGUGCAGGAGUUCAUGACCACCGCCAACAGCCACAGCCCGUCGGCCGCGCCCAGCGGCGAGGCUAGCGUGGCCGAGGAGGUUGUAAACGUGCGCGAGUUCACCCGCACUGCCGACACCAUUGGCGCCUCCUUCGCGCCCAGCGUCAACAGCGCCGACCUGGAGCCAAUCGCCUCGGGCUCUGCCGCCACUGCCUCAGUGGAGGGUAGCGUUGUCUACUCAGAGCCGCAGGAGCAGCAGUCGCCGGCCGCGUCUGGCGCCGGCGAGAUUGAGGAGGAGGAUGCGCCGUUUGUGGUUCAGCAGCGCAGCCCAACGGACUCGUCUGACAUUGAGGAGGUGGCGGCGGCGGAGCCGGCAAGCGCCAGCGGCGACCGCGGGGCCAGCGGCAGCAUCGUGGAGGAGCAGCCAGGCCGCAGCGCAGUCAGCGCCUCGGCCCUUGAGGACAUUGAACCCGAGGAGCUGGAGGUUGAGUACAGCGAGGAUGCGCCUGAGCCCGCUUCGGUGGAGGUGGAGGAGGAGGAGCCCUUCGUGGUCAAGGAGCGUGGCGGCUCGGACGAGGAGGAGGAGGAGGAGGAGGUGCCAGAGGCCGAGGUGGAGUACAGCGAGGAUGCCGUUGAGCCUGCCUCAGCCGAGGUGGAGGAGGAGGAGCCAUUUGUUGUCAAGGAGCGCGGCAGCUCAGACGACGACGAGGAGGUGGCUGACGAGGCAGCUGGCGUGGAGGUGGAGGAGGAUGAGUACACGCUGGAUGACAUCGAGGUGGAGGACGAGGAGGUGGACGCCAGCGCCCGUACGAUGACGAUGGAGGUUACGGAUGUGGCCGCCGAGACCACUAUGCCUGUGGAGGAGGCCGAGGAGGAGGAAGCGUACACGGAUAGCUUCCACACCUCAGCUGUCACCGGCACGGGCACCGGCACGGCCAGUGGCCAGAGCGGCGCGCUGGGCACGACCGGCGACGUACAGGAUGCCUCCACGCUGCUGGGGCAAACCUCGUUGCAGGAGGUGGCGUCCGCAUCUUCGCUGGGGGGCAGCCGGCUGGUGGGCCGCGAGGGCAGCGCCAUCUCGGCGCGCGGCGCCGGCCCCUCCAAUCUGGGCAAGCAGGCGUCAUCAAUGUCUACCAAUACCUACGGCGAGGAGGACUUUGAGGAGGAUUUUGACGGCUCCGAGCUGCCAGGCCUUUCGGCUCCUGGCGACCGGACGGCUCUCAGCGUUGUGGAUGAGGAAGCAGAGCCCGGCGUUUCAGUGUCUCAUGCCUACACCGAGGAUUUCCCCACCGCCAGCGCCGACAUCACCGCCGCCGUCGCGUCAACCGCAUCCGCGGCCCCGGCUGCUGGCCGUUCUUUGCCCUCCGCGGCAGAGGAGGCCAGUGAGGAGAGCGCCGAGGUGGAGGACGUUGCGGAGGACGUGGAGUACUCGGAGGACCUGGCUGCGGAGGAGGACGAGGAAGAAGACGCCUUCGGCGUGUCCAGCGGCGCUCCGCCUGGGCCCGUGCUGCAGCCAGCAGCAACAGCCCAGGUCGGCGUGGAGGUCAGCCAGCGCUACGGCCCCGUUUCCGCUGGCUCAUCAGGCGGCUACAGCGAGGAUUUCCCUGAGGACCCGGCGGAAGAGGCGGAGGCAGCAGACGAGGAAGAGGGCGGCGAGGAGGAGGACGUUGAGCCGCCCGAACCCAUCCUUGCGCACAAGGAGCCGUCGGAGGAAGCGGUGACGCUGGCAGCGGCGCGCAGUGCGCCGCCGCAGCCUGCAGCAGCUGCAGAGCAGUCUGGCGGCACAGCAGAGGCGGAGGAGGAGUCGGGCUCGGUGUUCUCUGUGGAGGAGGAGACGCUGGAGGACGCAGACGCGGACGCGGAGGAGUCCAGCACUGAGCUGCCGCUGGCUGCGGCGGCCGCAUCUGCCUCAUCCACCCCUGCUCCUGCACCCGAGCCGGAGGCAACCGCUGAUGACGACUACACGCGCGACUUCACGCUCGAUGUGGAGGAUACCGCCGCCCUCAGCUCCGCCUCAGCUGCGCCCCGCGCCACAGGCGACCUCAGCAGCCACCCCAUCAGCCAGCCCCAGUCGCCGCCCGCCGGCUCUGACGACGAGGGCGCGGGCUCGGAGCGGCACGGCUCCGUGCUCGUGCACGCAACCCCGCCUGGCGAGCGGGCCGACUCUGAGGAGCAGGCGGCAAAGGAGGAGGAAGAGGAGGUGGUGGAGGAGGAGUAUGAGGACGAUCUGGAGGAGGACGAUGGCCUUGAUGUGUCCGACUUGGGACUGGAGCCGCCACCUGUCUCCCGCGCUGCGCCUGAGCAAGCGCCGGCUACCGAGGCCACUGACAAGGUGGAGCCCGAGCAGCAGGCGGAGCCGGAGGCAGAGCAGGAGGCAUCCGGCGUCCGGGGCCUGGCGGAGCCAGAGAUGGAGGACAGCGGCAUCAUCACGGUGCCGUCGGGUCGCGGCAUCCGCCAGACGCGCAACAUCGAGUCCCGGCGCUGGCGCAACCGCGACGCCAUGCUGGCGGAGGAGGACGAGGAUGAGGAAGACCUGGAUGGCGCCGAGCUGGACCUGGUGGACAUGAGCAUGGUCGCUGGCGAAGGCGGCGACCUGCUGGCCAUGCUGGGCGCCGACUUCAUUGAGGCCAACGAGGCCGUGACGCCCAGCCACAGCUUCCGCCUUCGUGCCGACCUCAGCAGCGGCACCUCCGCCGCCAGCGGCUCGCCCUUCGGCGCGCUGCGGACCUCGCUAUCGCACCGCCUGGCCACCCUGCGCGAGCAGCAGGAGCAGGAGGGUGAGGAGGGCACCGAGGCCAGCAGCGAGGCCAUCACGCCGCACAGCCGCCAGCCGCCCCUGUUCGACAGCGAGACGGAGGGGCGCGACGGGGAGGCAGCGCAGCAGGAGCAGGAGAAGCCGGAGGUGGAGGUGGAGGAAGUAGAGGAGGUGGUCGAGGAGGAGGAGGUGGACUUGGCGGCAAGCGGCGACGAAGAGGACGAAGCUCCCUUCAAGCCUGCUGCCGCCGCGCCGCCGGCUCCUGCUGCGGACGAGGAGGAGGACAAGGUCAUUGGGUCACGCGCCGCGUCCGCACCCGCGCCCGUGGCUGAGAAGUCUGAGCCAGCGCCGGAGCCUGCGGCUGCGGUGGCGGCGGCGGCGGAGCCGUCUGCCGAGUACAGCGAGGCGGGCCUGGAGGCGCCCAGCGAGGGCGGCAGCGGCGGCCGCCAGUCGGUGGUGGAGUACGACCUGUACACCAGCGCCGCGCUGGCAGCCACCGACUCAGACGACCUGGCCGAAUACGCAGCAAACUUCGAGUCGCAGGCCAUUGGGGAGGACGACGAUGACGAGGCUGUGGCCGCCGAGGUGUCCGGCAUUUCGGCGUCAGGCCUCUCCGACGAUCUUGGCAAAUACCAGGCCACGGCACAUCCUGAGUCCGACGAGGAGGAGGCGAUUGCGGCGGCUGCACCCGCGCCGUCUGCAGCGGAUGUGGCGGCCGCAUUGACGGCUGCGGAGGAGCUUCCGGCGCCGCCUCUGGCGAAGGAGAAGAGCCCCUCCAUUCACGCCUCCGACGAGGAGGAGGAGGAGGUGCUCGAGGAGGAGGAAAUAGAGGAGGUCGAGGAGGAGGAGCUUGGGGCCGCCAGCAACAACCCCUUCUCAGUGGACGAGAGCAUUGACCGCAUGCCGGCGCUCUCACCGCAUGGCGCCGCCAAGCCGCCGGCGCCAAUCACCUCUGCGCGCGAGCUGUCCUCGCCCACCGAGUCAGCAGCAGCGGCAGCUGAAGAGCAGCCCGGACUCAAAUCAGCGCUGGACGACGAGUCGGAGCACAAGGCCACACUCAAAGUGGCUGUGGAGCCGGCGCCACAGGAGCCGGCCUCGCCGACCGUGUCGUCUCCGGCUUCGCGCCGCAGCAGUGCCGACCUUGCAGGCGAGACCAGCCUGGGGCCACUGCCUCGCUCAGGCCUGGUGGGCGACGACGACGAGGACGAUGAUGGCACGGGCCUGGAGUACCGUGCGCUCUACAAGCCGGAGCCGUCGGAGCCCGCGGCCGGCCUGGAGGCGGAGCCCUCCGGCCCCAGCCCGGUGCGCGCAGACGCGCCGCCCACAGCCAGCGCCGCUGCCUCCCCGCUGCCAACCGGCGACGUUACGGCUAGUGUGAUUGAGGAGGAGGAGGCGGGCACCGGUGGCGUCGGCGUGCGCGGCAGUGGGCUGCUGGACCAGCUGCGUGCCUUCGUGGGAUCCGAUGACGAUGACGAGGAUGCGGAUUUCGGUGCCAGCGGCGGCCUGGCGACCCGGCACCUGUCGGGCGCAUCGCUCAAGCCGGCGCUCCAGUCGCUGCUUGACCAGCCGGACGAGGAGGGCGUGAGCAAGGGCGACUUUGAGAGCGAGAUUGAGGAGAUGCUGGCGGCGUCUCGGCGGCAGUCGCGCCUGCAGUCGCCCUUCCACUCCCGUGACUGGUCGGAGGCGGCGACGCCCGAGGUCACCACGCCCUACUCCCUCUCAACGCGUGCUUCCAUGGCGGGCACGCAACCUGAGCGGGUGCCGUCGGGCACCGGCGCAACCCUGUUGGCGGUGGCGGCCGCCGCGGCCGCUGCGGCGUCGCAGCAGUCCACGGGCAGCGACCAGUCGUCCUGGCAGCCGCGGGAGUCGGACGCGGAUUCGGAGGGGCUGCUGGAGGCGCUGGAGCAGAAGGAGCCUACCCGGGACGAGCUGGCGGACCAGAUCACCGCAGCGACGGUCAAGGAGCUGGUGGCGGAGGCGGUGAACGUGAUGGCCAGUAUCGCGGGCGGCGCGGGCGAGCUGCCUGCCACGCAGGCGGCGGGCGCGGUCGCUGGGCUGGCGGUGCAGGUGUCGUCGCCGCGCGCCUCCCUGAGCAGCCUGCAGAUGCAGACCACGCCGAAGCACCGCUUAGCCAACGUUUCCUCCUUCCACUACAGCGAAGCCGACUUGCAGAAGCUCGAGGCGGAGGUGGCUGCGCAGGAGGCCGCCGCGCCCGCGCCCGCCGCGGAGGCCAGCGCCAAGCAGGAGGCCGCCGCGGCCGGUGCCAGCGGCGAGACGUCGUCUGCCAGCAUCAGCAUGAGCGCCGGCGACCUGGAGGGCGACAUUGAGCUGGAUGCCGAGGAGGACGUUGAAGAGGUGGUGGAGGAGGCGCUGUCGGUGGAGGGAGAGGACGAGGACGCAGCCCCUGGCAUCAUCGAGCUGCCCAGCCCGCUGCCCAGCGAGAGCGGCUCCAUCAGCUCUUCCAUCUCGCCGCGCCGCGCCUACGAGCCGCCCGGCGCCUCCAAGCUGUCCACUGCCGGGCCUGCCUCGGUUCCCGCCCUGGCGCCCGAGGCCUCGGACCGCGACCUGGCAGUACAACCCAGCGAGGGUGAUGACGGCGCGGGAGGCACCAGUGGCGUGGGGCUGACCAGUGAUGAGGACCUGGGCUGGGGCGGCGCGGACGAGGAGGAGGCGGAGCUGGAGGAGGGCUGGCAGUCAGGCUACAUCGCACCCGAGAUGGACCAGGCGGCCAUUGAGCGUGAGCACGCCCCCGCAGUGGCCACCAGCCACGAGGCGGUGUCCGAGUACGUGGGCCAGGUGCUGGACCAGUUCAUGGACGCGCGGCCAGAGUUCCUGGAGCCCGGCGCCGACCCGCUCAGCCUGGAGGGCUUCCUGGCUCAGGAGCGGCGGCUGGUGGACGCCAGCGAGGCGCAGCACAUCCACAACAAGAUGCUGUACGACGCCGUGAACGAGGCGCUGCUGGGCAUCUACCGGGCAGCCAACCGCGUGCAGAGCCAGCCGUGGCUGCGCACGAACCGUGUGGUCAAGCCACUGCCGAGCCCCGCGGAGAUGUUGGAGCAGGUGCAGAAGCAGAUCAAGGCCUGGUCCAGUAUGCGCAUGCGCGACCCCGCGGAGAUCGACAAGGUCCUGGCGCAGGACGCGCAGGAGGACGAGCGCGCCUGGACGGACCUCACCGGCGCGGAGGUGGAGGUGAAGCGCGAGGUGGCGGAGGCGCUGUGGGCGGACCUGGUGGGAGACACGGCGCAGGUGCUGGCAGACCUGGAGCAGCUGCUGGCGCCGCCCGUCACCACCAGCUUCCGGCGGCGCAUGUUGUAGCAGGCUACCGUAUGUAACUUAGUGGGCAUCAAGUAGUGCAGGGAGCAAACUGAUAUGUAAUUGGCCAGGAGGCUGGUUACAGGGGCCGGGGUUGCGGCAGCACUGAGUGAAGUAGGGCGGCUUGCGGAUCUAGCAAGUAGCAAGAACGAAUGAGAAUAUUGCAACGGGUGUCGCUCAUGCGGUUGAGCAAGUACUAACAGUGUGGGUUGACGGAAUGACGCUGCUACCGUAUGCUCCAGGACUGAUUAAAUGCCCCUGGACGUGAGCACUUGAGGAUGGGAAAGGAGCAUAGCCGACGUGGGUGUGGUACUUCCACAGGGACGAAGGCGCGUGCCACAACUGCAUUGGGUAAACGUCGUGAACGCUGCACUGUGACAAAGCAUUGAGCACGGGUAACUAUGAUAUCACAUGAAUUGCUUAGGCGGUUUGUGCGACACCGGACGCGUUGAUGACGCACGACUGUUAUACGGCAGCAGCUGCAGAGCUAGCCGGGUCCUGUAGCCUGUCUGUAUGUGUAUGACAUAAUCAAGGGAUAUCAAGUGUUGCUUAGGUGCCUGGCGGAGUGACCUGUAUCCUGUAACAUACGCAGAAC
Chlamydomonas reinhardtii is the source of this 16142-nucleotide messenger RNA. RefSeq lists its product as uncharacterized. The coding region runs from base 332 to 15550 and encodes 5072 amino acids. NCBI's taxonomy places the organism in Eukaryota, Viridiplantae, Chlorophyta, Chlorophyceae, Chlamydomonadales, Chlamydomonadaceae. The record is from RefSeq and is a predicted model, not a curated record. The transcript is spliced from 49 exons.